This is a messenger RNA of Eucalyptus grandis, 1083 nucleotides long. RefSeq names its product lipase-like PAD4. The coding region runs from base 1 to 1083 and encodes 360 amino acids. The record is from RefSeq and is a predicted model, not a curated record. The transcript is spliced from 2 exons. NCBI's taxonomy places the organism in Eukaryota, Viridiplantae, Streptophyta, Magnoliopsida, Myrtales, Myrtaceae.
AUGGAGCGCUUGGCCAACAAGGGAGAAGGCUUGGGAGGGAGGUCAUUUUGGCCCUUAGGGAAUUACUUGUUCUGUUCAAACAAGGGCAUGAUUUGUUUGGACAAUGCUGCAUCUGUCAACAAGAUGAUGCAUUUGAUGCUAAGGAUAGGCUCUCCAAGUUGUGUCAUUGAGGAGCACCUUAAGUAUGGGUGGUAUGUUGAGAGACUUACUCAUCAAUCUUUAAUCAGAAGCUUCAUGGAAGGAGAUCUCUCUGAAACAAGCUAUGAAGCAAGUCUUUCAAUGGCUUUGAACUCCUUGGGGACAUCUCAACAGGCAGUCAUUGCACUGGCAAAAGAUUACUUGACAAUGGCGAGGCAAAUGAGGCGCCACCCAAACAUAAAUGCUGCCAAUUUAGCCAUUAGGCUAUCCAAAAUCACUCCUUAUAGGAUGGAGAUAGAGUGGUAUAAAGCCUGUUGUGACAAGUCCAAUGAGCAAAGAGGAUACUAUGAUUCUUUCAAGCAGAGGGGAGCCUCAAAGAGAGAGUCCCAUGUAAACAUGAACCGGUUCAAGCUUGCAGUCUUUUGGGAUGAGGUCAUAUGCAUGUUGGACAAGAAAGAGCUCCCACACGAUUUGCACAAAAGGUCAGAAUGGGUAAGCGAGUCGCAGUUAUAUAAGCUUCUUGUGGAGCCAUUGGAAAUUGCGGAGUAUUAUCGGUCUGGGAUGCACCUUAGGAAAGGCCACUACAUAAGCAAUGGAAGAGAGAGGAGAUAUAAAAUUUUCGAUCACUGGUGGACCGAGAGAGUUGUGACCAAGAAACUGGGCAAUAGGAGAAUAAGGUAUGCAAGCUCGACCCAGGACACUUGCUUUUGGGCAAGGGUGGAAGAAGCAAAGGAGUGGCUGGACAAAUUUAGGAGGCAAAGCGACCCAAACAACCCAACUUUCCUUCGAGACAGACUAGAUGAGUUUGAAACAUAUGCAAUGAAACUGGUUGACGAUAAAGAGGUGUCCACUGAUGUAGUGGCUAAGAAUUCGAGCUUUAGUUUAUGGUUAAAAGAAUGGAGAGCAAUGAAAUCACAUAUUUUUCCCUUUAAGAGCAUCAAUUGA